This is a messenger RNA of Indicator indicator, 555 nucleotides long. Its product is annotated as adrenodoxin-like. Gene Ontology annotation, molecular function: 2 iron, 2 sulfur cluster binding. NCBI's taxonomy places the organism in Eukaryota, Metazoa, Chordata, Aves, Piciformes, Indicatoridae. The transcript has 4 exons. The record is from RefSeq and is a predicted model, not a curated record. Gene Ontology annotation, cellular component: mitochondrion. Gene Ontology annotation, biological process: positive regulation of oxidoreductase activity; P450-containing electron transport chain. The coding region runs from base 1 to 555 and encodes 184 amino acids.
AUGAUAGCUCAAGGCAUCCCGAGGCUCAUGAGACCUUUGCUGGGUGGGCUGGCUUUGAGCAAAAUUCGUUUUAUUGCUCUCUGUGGGGUGGCUGAGCAGCGUCACUCACCAGCUACACACAGCUCAGAGAGAGGCUUUAGCUCCACACUCAAGCUCCAGGAUGCCUCUGGGGAGUCCAGCUCUGCAGAGCAGGUGACGGUGCACUUUGUAAACCGGGAUGGAGAGCGGCUUACAGCCACAGCCAAGGAAGGGGAGAGCCUACUGGAAGUGGUAGUCAAUCAAAACUUGGCCAUUGAUGGAUUUGGUGCAUGUGAAGGGACAUUAGCCUGCUCCACCUGUCACCUCAUCUUUGAGAAGGAUGCCUUCCAAAAGCUGGGUGCUAUCUCAGAUGAGGAGCUGGACAUGCUGGACUUGGCAUAUGGACUCACUGAGACAUCCCGGCUUGGCUGCCAGGUGUGUGUCAAGAAGUGGAUGGAUGGCCUGACGGUGCGGGUCCCCAUGGAUGUAUCGGACAUCAGGAGCGAGCUGGAGGUUGGGAAGCAAAGCAAGCAGUAG